GGACCUAAAGGUAAAACCAUAAUGUAGAAUACCACAACCCAGCAUACCCUUCCUCAAAUCCGUUUCUUUCUAUCCCCAUUCUGAAUGAUCUAUUUAUUCAUUCAAUUCCUCGAAUCAAGACAGUCAACGCAAAGAGCGUUUAACAAGGGGUAGUUUGAUUGCAAUUCGAAGUGGUUGAGUGGUGCAAAGUUUAUUGGGCCCCGAUGGUUAAACCAAAUGAGCCGGAUUUCUAUUUACCAAUAAUAAAUCGUUUUCCAAAGAGAGGCUGUCAGCCUGCAUAUCAGCAUAGCCUGCAAAUUAUUUCUAUCGCUUCCUUAGUAAGCAUGUCGGGUGUUGGCGAAGCAAGUCUCGUCCUUGGUAUAAUCUCGUCAAUAAUUGCAAUUAUCGAUGCCACCAAGCAAAUUUACGAUGCUGUUGAAGAUGAAGGAGGUCUCCCGGAAAAUUUCAAGAAGUCAUCGGCAAAACUGCCCCUCAUCUCAAAUCUCCUUAGGGAUGCGGAAAGAUAUGUCGACGACAUGACGAACGAAGUUGAUAAGGCUGCUUUCCUACUUACCUUGGAAGGUUGCAAACUUCAAGCAUCACAGCUCAAAGAAUUAUUUGAGAAGGUUAUACCAGAAGAAGGUGCCUCAAGAAUGGACCGAUAUGUAAAAGCUGCGCGAACAAUCGGGAAAGGCGGCCGAGUAGAGAGUUUAAUGAGUGGAAUUUUGGAUAGUCUACGUCUCUUAACAAUGAAAUUCCCACAAAUCACGAAACCUGGAGACAAAAAGCUGUUGACAGAGGCCAUUGCUGAAGUGCUUGAAAUGGAGCCUUCCUUGCCUGAUAAACUGAAACCGAUAACUUUUAUGCCUUUUGAUCGAAACGAUGGCCUUGUUGAUAGAACUGAAAUUUUCGAAUCCUUGGACCAACUUCUUAGCCCUGCAAUACAAAAUCGAUCAGUCGCAAUCUGGGGUCUUGGUGGAUGUGGCAAAACACAGAUUGCUCUGGAAUACGCCUAUCGCUGUCGAGAUAAAAAUUCGAGUUCCAUUUUUUGGAUUCGUGCCGAUUCUGAAGCCACUUUUGUUCAGGAUUAUAGUGAUCUUGCUAAGAUCGCUAGACUAUCAUCAGAUCUAAAAGCCGAAGACCUACUCGAUGCAGUAAAACAAUGGAUUGAGAAUCAAAAAGAUUGGGUUCUUAUUCUCGAUAAUGCGGAUGAUUUGAGGAUAUUUAAAGAAUCUUAUUCAACUUCCGAAAACAAGCAGGCUCAUGAUCCAAAACUACUACGAUUUAUACCACGGUCCCGAACAGGAAAUAUCAUUUGGACUUCUCGCGAUCGGAGAAUUUGCGGCGAUAUUAUACAUAUCCAGCGAUGCAUUGAGGUAAAAGCUAUGGACAAUGAACAGGCCAUCGAUCUCUUCCGAAACCUAUCUGGGAUACCCGAUUUCACAUCAUCCAAAGAUGAAAAAUCAAUCUUGGAACUUCUUGAGAGUCUUGGAAAUCUUCCACUUGCAAUCGUUCAGGCUGCUUCAUAUAUUAGGAACACUAAAAUAUCCGUUCGGCAAUAUCUAAAAUCUUUUGAGUCUGAGCAGUCGGAUCUCCUAAGCGAGGAAUUUCAAGACGUAUAUCGACCCGACUCGAAUGUACCAAAUGCUGUAAUGCGAACCUGGCAUAUUUCAAUGAAAAAGGUUGCAGAAGAAAGCCCUUGCAGCGAGAGAAUCCUUAAUACUAUUACAUUUUUUAAUAAUAAAGGAAUUCCUUUCAAACUUAUCGAAGAAGCUGCUGGUGCGACUUAUAGCAACCAUGAGAUACUUCUAGCUGCUAGUCGGCUUAGCGAUUACUCAUUACUUCAAGCGCAAAGAGAAGUUGAUGAGGAAUUGCCAACUUACGAACAGCAUCGCUUGGUACACCUUGCAACUCGUCGAGCAUUAUCAGAAGCACAGAUUCUUUUUUUUUCAGGAGAAGCUCUAAAAAUAAUGACAAACUUAUUUCCCGAUGGUACAUAUGGAACUUGGAAUGAUUGUAUUUUAUACUUGCCACAUGUCUUGAAUAUCUUGACGUUGCCACAAGUUGAGGGAUAUAAAAGUCAAGCGCCACUAAUUUUGCAACGUAUAGGUAGGUAUUAUUGGGAACAAGGUCACUCUGAGAAAGCUGAGCAGCUUGAGAUCGAAGUUCUUGUAUUACGAAAAGAGGUCUUGGGAGAAAAGCAUCCAGAUACAAUCACAGCGAUGGCGAAUCUUGCAUCAACCUGGCGGCAGCAAGGUUAUUAUGAGAAAGCCGAAUCACUUGAGAUCGAAGUCCUUGCAUUACAAAAAGAGAUCUUAGGGGGAAAGCAUCCAGAUACAAUCUCAGCGAUGGCGAAUCUUGCAUCAACCUGGUGGCAGCAAGGUCAUUAUGAGAAAGCUGAGCAGCUCCAGAUCGAGGUUCUUGCAUUACAAAAAGAGGUCUUGGGAGAAAAGCAUCCAGAUACAAUCUUUGCGAUGGCGAAUCUUGCAUCAACCUGGCGGCAUCAAGGUCAUUAUGAGAAAGCUGAGCAGCUCCAGAUCGAAGUUCUUGCAUUACAAAAAGAGGUCUUGGGAGAAAAGCAUCCAGAUACAAUCACAGCGAUGGCGAAUCUUGCAUCAACCUGGCGGCAGCAAGGUCAUUAUGAGAAAGCUGAGCAGCUCGAGAUCGAAGUCCUUGCAUUACGAAAAGAGAUCUUGGGAGAAAAGCAUCCAUUUACGAUCUUUGUGAUGGCGAAUCUUGCAUCAACCUGGCGGCAGCAAGGUCAUUAUGAGAAAGCUGAGCAACUUGAGAUCAAAGUUCUUGCAUUACGAAAAGAGAUCUUGGGAGAAAAGCAUCCAGAUACAAUCUUUGCGAUGGCGAAUCUUGCAUCAACCUGGUGGCAGCAAGGUCACUCUGAGAAAGCUGAGCAGCUUGAGAUUGAAGUUCUUGCAUUACGAAAAGAGGUCUUGGGAGAAAAGCAUCCAGAUACAAUCUUGGCGAUGGCGAAUCUUGCAUCAACCUGGUGGCAGCAAGGUCAUUAUGAGAAAGCUGAACAACUUCAGAUCGAAGUUCUUGCAUUACAAAAAGAGGUUAUUGGAGAAAAGCAUCCAGAUACAAUCUUUGCGAUGGCGAAUCUUGCAUCAACCUGGUGGCAGCAAGGUCAUUAUGAGAAAGUUGGACAACUUCAGAUCGAAGUUCUUGCAUUACAAAAAGAGAUCUUGAGGGAAAAGCAUCCAGAUACAAUCACAGCGAUGGCGAAUCUUGCAUCAACCUGGUGGCAGCAAGGUCACUCUGAGAAAGCUGAGCAGCUUGAGAUUGAAGUUCUUUCAUUGCGAAAAGAGAUCUUGGGAGAAAAGCAUCCAGAUACAAUCUUUGCGAUGGCGAAUCUUGCAUCAACCUGGCGGCAUCAAGGUCACUCUGAGAACGCUGAAUCACUUGAGAUCGAAGUUCUUGCAUUACGAAAAGAGAUCUUGGGAGAAAAGCAUCCAGAUACAAUCUUGGCGAUGGCGAAUCUUGCAUUAACUUGGUGGGAUCAAGGUCAUUAUGAGAAAGCUAAACAACUUCAAAUCGAAGUUCUUGUAUUGCGGAAAGAGGUUAUUGGAGAAAAGCAUCCAGAUACAAUCACCGCAAUGACAAAACUUACAGAAAUGAAUCAACAGCAAAUAUACAAUGCCGAAGAAGUAAGAUCAAACAUUACAUUUCCUAGUCGGCUCAAAAAACGGAUCAAAAAUGCGAUUAGAUUUGGAAGGCCAAAGAACCAGAAGACAGGUAAUGAUGUGUUCAACAAGGAACCUGGAUCAGGUUAAUCACGUGCGAUAUGCAUGCAGAAGAGUCAGUGGGUUUACACACUCACAAUCCAAUACGAGGUGGAAGAAGGACUCCUGUUUUCCUCUCUUCUCUUCUUCGGGUUUUAGGUUGGAUACAAAAUCGCGUUAUUCAUCACCUUCUUGGUGUUCCUUACACAUAUCAAACUUCUCAAUACUGUAAUAUAAUAAUGUACCUACAUAAACAAAAGAAAACAAGGUAGAGUCCAUGUAAUAUAUAGAUAUUUAAUUUUUGUACUACCA
Messenger RNA from Botrytis cinerea B05.10, 4025 nucleotides. RefSeq lists its product as hypothetical. The coding region runs from base 204 to 3764 and encodes 1186 amino acids. Gene Ontology annotation, molecular function: protein binding; ADP binding. The transcript is spliced from 4 exons. The record is from RefSeq and is a predicted model, not a curated record. Lineage: Eukaryota; Fungi; Ascomycota; Leotiomycetes; Helotiales; Sclerotiniaceae.